CAUUCUCUACUUCCUGUCUCUUUUAUUUUUCUGCUUUCACAGCCUUAAGCCGCUUGAUAUCCGUUGCUUUCAAUGCGUUUUUAUGCCUUCCCCCCCCCCCCCCCCCCCCCCCGGUGAUGCACAUACAUUCAUACAAAUUUCGAUCUGGAUUUACCAAAGAUUGGGUUCGGCAUCUUGGAUCUGGCGGAGCGUCAAGGCGUCUUGGGAGUCUUUAAGGAUUGCCGCUAUGGCGCGCGACCCUGUCAUUUCUGCAUUCGGCAUGGAGUUCAAAGAUGCUUCUGUUUUGUUUUUUGUCUAUACUGAACCCUGUUUCCCUGUUUCUUUAUUAUAUUGCUUCUUUCUUGCUUUCUUGCCUGCGAUCACUAUUCGGGCAGUCAGUCUUGUUCAAUGUGACAAAUCAUCUUGUUUUGGCUGAGAAGCCAAUGCAGUCAACUCGAAUCCCCUACUGUGCCAAUUUACAACAGAGUCUCGCGAGGGGAGCAUCAAACGUCCCAACCGAUU
Aspergillus aculeatinus CBS 121060 is the source of this 501-nucleotide messenger RNA. RefSeq lists its product as uncharacterized. NCBI's taxonomy places the organism in Eukaryota, Fungi, Ascomycota, Eurotiomycetes, Eurotiales, Aspergillaceae. The coding region runs from base 83 to 415 and encodes 110 amino acids. The record is from RefSeq and is a predicted model, not a curated record. The transcript has a single exon.